Messenger RNA from Paramecium tetraurelia, 405 nucleotides. RefSeq lists its product as uncharacterized. The transcript has a single exon. NCBI's taxonomy places the organism in Eukaryota, Ciliophora, Oligohymenophorea, Peniculida, Parameciidae. The record is from RefSeq and is a predicted model, not a curated record.
AUGACUAAACUUAAUUAAAUUUUGAAUUUAAGUGGAGUUAAAAAUAAAUUUUCAACAAUCAAAGGCAGCGAUGGAGACAAGAUCAUCUAAUCUGUGUAAUUACUUAUUUAGGAGUUGAUUGUAAGACUAAUUUAUAAUUUUAGGAUUGCAAAUAAGAAAUUUAACAGAGGAAUAAAGAUUAAGAAGGAAAAAACCUUAAAUAUUAAACUAUUGGAAAAAGAUUUAUUAGUUAUGAAACAAAAAUUCUAUGCUGUAUAAAAAGAUAAUCCUUUAAUCUAAACUAAAGCAUAAAGUCCUGCUGUGUAACAUGAUGUGUUGCGAGACAACAACAGAAUUAAUAUUAAUUCGGGUAGUGUUUAACGAUAGUCUAAACCAAAAGCUUAACAAACUUUCCAAUUUUAGUGA